UAUGCAGCUUUAAAGUGGGCUGUCCCUCGUGCUGCAGAGAACCAGCACAUUUCACUGAGAGCGGCAAGCCUCACUGGAACAAACAUACCAGGAAGCACAUUUCGACCCCACUGCAGAGCAUUCUGUGCAUUAGAAAAGGAACUUAUCCACUUGGACCAGGCAAUAUGUCGCAGAAAAGAGUUCAGCUCGACAGGGAGAAAAUUUCUUGUCCAAUCUGCUCCUAUUUACUGAAGGAACCAGUAACAAUUCCAUGUGGACACAGCUACUGCAUGGGCUGCAUUGAAGCCCACUGGGAUGAAGAGGAAAAGAGGAAAAUACACAGCUGCCCUCAGUGUAAGCAGACCUUCACACCGAGGCCUGUCCUAGAGAAAAGCAUGGUAUUAUCACUUCUAGUGGAGGACCUAAAGAAGACUGGACCAAAAGAUGCUCCUGCUGAUCACUGCUUUGCUGGACCUGAAGAUGUAGCCUGUGACGUCUGCAUCGGGAGAAAACGGAAAGCCCACAAAUCCUGUCAGCAGUGCUUGGUCUCCUACUGUGAGGAAGACCUUCAUGCUCAUUAUGAGUCCCCUGCUUUCAAGAAACACAAGCUAAUGGAGCCUUGCAAGAAGCUCCAGGAUAACUUCUGCGCCCGUCACAGUGAGGUGAGGAAUAUAUUCUGCCGUACUGAUCAGCUGUCUAUCUGUUAUCUUUGUGCUGUGGACGAACAUAAAGGACACGACACAGUCUCAGCUGAAGAAGAAAGGACUGAGAGGCAGAGAGAGCUCGAGGGGAGUCGACCAAUCAUCCAGCAGAGAAUCCAGGACAACGAGAAGGAUGUGAAGCUGCUUCAACAGGAGGUGGAAGCUAUCAACGGCUUCGCUGAUAAAGCAGUGGAAGAAAGUGAGGAGAUGUUUAUUGAGCUGAUCCGUCUCAUGGAGAAAAGACGCUAUUUUGUGAGGCAGCAGGUCAGAUCCCAGCAGAAAACUGAAGUGAGUCGGGCCAAAGGGCUUCAGGAGAAGCUGGAGCAGGAGAUCACUGAGCUGAAGAGGAAAGACGAUGAGCGGCAGAAGCUGUCCGACACAGAGGACCACAACCAGUUUCUACAGGACUACCCCUUACUGUCAGUACUCAGUGAAACUACAGACUCAUCCUCAAUCAGCAACAAGAUCUGUCCUCCAAGGUACUUUGAGGAUGCGACAAAGGCUGUGUCAGAACUCAGAGAUAAACUCCUGGAGGUUCUGAAAGAGAAUUGGACAAACGUCUCACAGACAGUGACUGAAGUGGAUGUUUUAUUGCCACAACCAGAACCAGAGCCCGAGACCAGGGAUGAGUUCAUAAAAUACUCACGUGACAUCACACUGGAUCCAAACACAGCACACACAAAGCUGUUAUUAUCUGACGGGAACAGAAAAGCAACAUUAAUGACACAACAUCAGCCUUAUUUUGAUCACCGAGACAGAUUCACAGAUUGGAGUCAGGUCCUGAGUAGAGAGAGUCUGACUGGACGUUGUUACUGGGAGGUGGAGUGGAAAGGAAAAGGAGUAUACGUCGCGGUCGCAUACAAGAAUAUCAGCAAAGAAGGGAUCUCAGGUGAAUGUGGAUUUGGAAGGAAUGACAAGUCUUGGGCGGUACAUUGUUACAAAAACAUUUGUAACUUUUGGCACAACAAUGUUGGUAGUCUUGUCAUGUCUCCUCAGUCCUCCAGAGUAGGAGUGUAUCUGGAUCACAGAGCAGGUAUUCUGUCCUUCUACAGCAUCUCUGAAACCAUGACUCUCCUCCACAGAGUCCAGACCACAUUCACUCAGCCUCUGCAUGUUGGUCUAAGGUUUUACUGGUAUUCUGGAUCAACAGCUGAGAUUUGUAAACUGAAAUAGACAGAAGUCAUUUCACAGACAGUAGGAUAACUGGUAAAUUCCUCUACUUGAUUUUUAAUUUAUUUACUUUUUUAUAUUCCUGUUUUGUUGCUGAGAGCAGAUUGUUGUCAGCUGUCAAUCAAACUUUGACAUCUUCUGAAGUAACACCCCCUUACGGUGUCUGUUUAGCCACGGAGGCUUUCACUGCUCAUGAUGUUUUCUGUUCUCCUGAACUGACAUUUUUUGGAAUGAAAAAAUAAAGUAGUUUUUCUUUAAAA
Notolabrus celidotus (New Zealand spotty) is the source of this 2110-nucleotide messenger RNA. RefSeq names its product tripartite motif-containing protein 16-like. The record is from RefSeq and is a predicted model, not a curated record. Lineage: Eukaryota; Metazoa; Chordata; Actinopteri; Labriformes; Labridae. Gene Ontology annotation, molecular function: protein binding; zinc ion binding. The transcript has a single exon. Bases 165 to 1853 code for a protein of 562 amino acids.